Terrapene triunguis (Three-toed box turtle) is the source of this 4780-nucleotide messenger RNA. It is a transcript of the gene YPEL1, whose product is annotated as yippee like 1. The record is from RefSeq and is a predicted model, not a curated record. Lineage: Eukaryota; Metazoa; Chordata; Testudines; Emydidae. The transcript is spliced from 5 exons. The coding region runs from base 1497 to 1856 and encodes 119 amino acids.
UGCAGCAGCGAGGUUCAGUGAGAGGAAAACAAAACAAAGGAGCGUAGCGGCGCGGGCGCCGGGAUGCCUCGGCCACCUCUCAGUCCCGAGGGGAGGAGACACGGGCCCGGCCCCCGGCUCCCCUGAUGACCCUGGGCGCUGCAGCCGCCGCGGGGAAGACGCCCCUGAGCCUGGGGAGGGGGAAGGACCCCCCGGGCGCACGCAGAGCCGCCACCUGAGCGGGGCAUUAGGGGCCACGGCCACUAGACCCUCCCCUCGCCCCAGCUGGCAGCGACGGAGGCUGCUCUUUCCCCGUGCCAAGCCAGCCCCCCACGGAGGGAGGGAAGGGGGGCCACAGCUGCGUGGAACCCGCGGGGGUCCGGCCUGGGCAGCGGAGCCGCCGGUGAGUACCCAGCCCGCGCAGCGAACCAGGCGACAGCUCCCCCAACCCGAGGGACCCUCCCCCGCUUGGCCACCGCCGCCCCAGUCGGUAGCCAGCCGUGGCGUUUCCUCCCCGCGCCUCAAGGACCCGGCGGCGGCUUUCGGUGUCGGCGAGGCGGGAAGCAGAGGCAACUUUCCUGGCUUGGCCCGGCGGGCUCGGGCUCUAUUUAUAGCGCCUGGAAGUGACGGCAGAGCUGCCCCGGCCGGCUGCCGCCGCCGUGUUACCGGGCGGAUUGUGAGGCUUUGCAUUGCUCCGGGGGCAGCAGACCAGACGGCGCUGCGGGUCCAGAGGGCGGCUAGCCCCUUCCCAGCCGGGCUGAUCCCCGACCCCUUCGCCUCCCCCUGUCCCAGCGCCGCCCCUCCCAGCCUCCCCUGCUGGAGCGGGCUAACUCGGCCAAACCCCGCCGGCAGCCGCCUGCCAGCCGCGGGGCUUUGUUUGUAAACAGUGGGGACGCUUCGAGCCUUUUCCAAGGUCCUGUGGUGCGAUCCGAGGCAGGCCGCGGCGCACAGACGCUGUGGGGAUCGCUGCUGGGGCCGGAGGUCGCUUGGCCGGACUGCAGAGCCCUGACGGAUUAGGAUCCCCCCCUACCUUGCAUGCAAAGCCCUGUGAAAUCUCCCCCCUCCCCCACCUGCUGCUGCAUAACAGUGCCCAGGGCUGAGCGCGGGCAGGCUGCAGGCAGAGCAGAGCGUUUUCCUUCUCGCUGCUGCGGCGUCUAUGAAAAGUUACAUUGUCCUGUAAGCCUCGUAGAUACUGUUGCAAACGAAAAGCGGCACCAUUUACGGAGGUAACUUUGCGCGCUGAUACUGAGGAUGGAAACUCAUUUGCAAAACGAGCUUGAAAUGGGAACAGACGAAUAAUCGCUUACUAUUUAAAACUUUCCAGUAGGGAAACCAAGAUCGAUCUGUGGAGGUUGUGAUUGUUUCUCUUGUGGCAUCUGUGUGGAAAGUGCCACACACACUACAGAACAACAACGGCUUUUGCUUGCAUUUUCCAGUGUUUUUUUUGUCAGCGAGUUCAGCAAAGUUGUAAUUCUUCAAGUGCCAGCCCUGAGCUGAGUGAGGAGCCACCAGCAGAGAUGGUAAAAAUGACAAAAUCAAAAACGUUCCAGGCUUACCUGCCGAACUGUCACCGAACCUACAGCUGUAUCCACUGCAGAGCCCACCUAGCCAAUCAUGAUGAAUUGAUUUCCAAGUCUUUUCAGGGAAGCCAGGGAAGAGCCUACCUCUUUAAUUCUGUGGUAAAUGUGGGCUGUGGUCCAGCAGAGGAGAGAGUUCUUUUGACAGGUUUACAUGCUGUAGCAGAUAUCUAUUGUGAAAACUGUAAAACCACUCUUGGAUGGAAAUAUGAACAUGCUUUUGAGAGCAGUCAGAAAUACAAAGAAGGAAAAUUUAUCAUUGAACUUGCUCAUAUGAUCAAAGACAAUGGCUGGGAGUAAAUUAAAAGCAUUUUUUCACUCUGUUUGGACAAUAUUCUGUGGAACAUGCUUUAUAAAGACUAAUGCAAAUGAAAGGAGGAUUUUGGCUGAGGUAGCUCUGAGAAUAUCACUGAACUUUGCAACCUCACAAAUGAGUAGUGUAGUUUAUGUGGCUCUUUCAGGCCAUGUUUGCCUUUUUCUCCUUGUGUAAGUUCCCUCUUUUGUAUAUGUAUUCUUGUGUGAACAGUUGUUUUGGAACAUUUUGGAUGACCUUUUUCUAAACUCUCAAGUUCUAGAGAAACAGUUCACUAACUGCAAAUGAAUUUUACUGGUUAGCAUUUUUAUUUGACCUAUGCCUUUAAUGCUACCUUUUGCUGUGCAUGCUUCUUGCCUAAACACCUACACCAAAUCUAGCAGAAGACUGAUAUGAGUAGUCCUGAAGAAUGUAUGGGCUGGGGGUGUCUUUUUAUAUGUAGCAAUUUCUGAUAUCUCUGGCAGUGAAAGGGAUGCAGUAUUUAGAGUAUUCAUUAAUUGCUUUUUAAAAUUUGGGAGUACCAUAAUCUGUGUACAUCUUGCAGGCAAGUAAGUUAAAGGAACAGUGCUCAUUUAGAAAUCUUUUGGUUCCACUGACUCAUAUUAGUAGAUCUUAAGUUUUGCAAAAAAGAAUACAUUAAUGAUUCAGUAUUUUUAGUGCAACUAAUUUUCAAGAAUACUAAGGCAGUGAUACUGUAGAAUAUAUUUAAUCAACAUAAUUGCAUUCCUUAUCCAGCAAACUUGUGUCUUGAAGGGAGAAGUUGAUAAAAUUACAGCCUGCAAGAUCAAAGGGCACAAAAAUAUAUGCAUCUUGUAUUUAUAAAAAAUUAGUCAGUGUAAACAAGUUUUUGGUACUGUACCUUUUAACAGUAACAGGGACUUGUGCCUCAGUGAAGUUUUAUGGCUGGUUCCAUGUAGCUGUGUAGUCUAAUGCACUGGACAAAGAGGUUGUUAUAAAGAAAAUUCAUUGAAGUAUUCUGCUUUUGCUACACUUUAACAAAAAUAUAGUUAUUUUUGUGUGACAACAGGCCAGAGCUUAUGAGAUGGAAGUUAGUAACAGUACCUGCAGAAGAGUGGGGGUUGGUGGAUGGGCAGGAAAGUGUGAAGUUGACUUCAUUUCUUCAUAAAAUAGAAUAGCAAGAUAAUUUUUAAAAUAAAAAGGGGUUUGUUGGUUUGCUGGAUAAAUCAUCCCCAAAGACAUUUUCAUAAUAAAAUUUAUAUAAAGCUCACAUCCUUUCUGUUUUUUGCUUUUUUUUCCAGCUGCUUCUUAAUUGGAGUGACUUAGUAAGAAAGCCUUCUGUGGAGGUGUAUCCACAAAAUUUACUAUUGGGUUUUGUGCAUGCACUUUCCAGAGAGGUUUUAAAAAAAAUUAAUCUUGUGUCUUGUAUUAGUUGCUAUCUUUGUUAUCAAAUGAAAAGUAUUUGUGGAGGACCUUUUGAACUUAGCUCCCUUAAUGCUUGAGGACAAAGUGGUUGGCAACGUCUUUUACAUUAACACUACGUAAGUACUAUGAUGGAAUGAACAAUAUGAAAGCCUUACAAUAGAAUAGAAGUUAGUGUCCUUUUAGUAACUAUUUUAACAUGGCAUUUGUGAAGGUUGCAAUGUGUGCCAUUGCUGCUGCUGUUACAUUUUGGAUAAAUCUCUGACAGGUUUUCAAAACUCUACUGCACUUUAUUACCAGACAUCAUUCAUUUACAAGCAUGCCAAUGACUAGGAGCAAUACAGAAGCUCUACAUCAGGAGCUGUGAUAAUGAACCUACAGAACUUAAAUUUUAAAAAGUAGAAAUAGUAAAAACCCUUGGGUUUAAGUCCAAAGAACUGGUCUAGUACAACUGGGUCCAGUAUGGAUUUUGUGGGGUGGCUUAUACUGCUCCUCCAUAAUCAAGAAUUAGAUUGAACCCAGGAGUCCCCUUUAUCUGAAUGUCAUUGGCACGAGAUGGUCAUCUGGUGCUGCCAUCUGUUCAGUCUGAAAAAACCUGGAAUUCUGUUUUGUUUGGGCUAUUUUUCAGUUUUCCUCUAAUAUAAUGUCCAUUGCCAACAAUGAAAGCACCGAAACAGCUAUCAACAAGGAGUUUGUGUUGGCUUCAAAGCCUAAAUGUAACACCCAUGAAGAUGUCUAUAGGAAAUUUAUAUUUUCUUUGUCUGGCUACAGACUCAAGAAGAAUUACACUGAGUUGAAGAAAAAAACACCACGAUCCUUCACUAUAAAAAUGAGAGUACAAAUUUAAGGUUAAUUUUUUCUUUUUAUGAGAGAGAACAAUCUCUAGUAAUAUUUUAAAUAGUGGAUUUGGAUGUUUCCUAUUAAUGAGCGCUUUUUCUUUUUUAAACUAGAAAAGAUAUUCUUAUUUAGAUGCUCAACCUCUUUUUUCAGUGCAUUAUUUAUUUGUAUUUCAAACUGGAUAUUUUCACCAAAACCUUAAUUACCCUUGAUGCCAAAGGUUGGGAUUUCAUUAAGUGCUUAGCACCUAAAACUUCAACUACUGGCAUAAGGAGUUAAUGUGAGUUAUGUAUAAUGUUAUGGCUUUUAAGAGAACCAAAUAAAGCAAUAUUCUUAUUAGUCUUUUGAGGGGGGGUAAGAGGGAGUAGAGAAGGAGCUAUAACUAAUACAAAAUUCCUACUCCACACUACUAUGUAAUAAUUCUUUAUGCUUGCUAUGAUAUCUGGGAGUAUGUGAACCUUUUUUUCUUAUUGCUUGACUUGAGCAGUGAUUCUUUGAAACAAUUCUCCCAUUGUAAAGAUGUGGAGAGUUACGCCUAAUGGUUUUGGUGAAAGUUGGUUCCAGAUAUUAGUGGCUACUGGUUGAUGUGAAGAGGUCAGUCUGGUCACUGAACCUUCCAGCAGUACAUUAAAAAGAAAAACUUACUUGAAGAGAAUUCUACAAAGCAUUUUCCCUCUAACUUUUUUUUUUUUUU